Messenger RNA from Cryptosporidium muris RN66, 861 nucleotides. RefSeq lists its product as uncharacterized. The record is from RefSeq and is a predicted model, not a curated record. Gene Ontology annotation, molecular function: histone binding. Gene Ontology annotation, cellular component: nucleus. Lineage: Eukaryota; Apicomplexa; Conoidasida; Eucoccidiorida; Cryptosporidiidae. Bases 1 to 861 code for a protein of 286 amino acids. The transcript has a single exon.
AUGGAGAUUGCUGUAAGGAAUCGCCUGAGAAGGCAGAAUUUUGUAUUAGCGGACCAAGAAGAAAACAAAGAAAAUAGUUCUUUAAAUCGAGUUGACUUCUGUGAAGUAAGAGAGUUAGUACUAGACGGUACAAAAAUACGGGAACUGAGUAAGGACGACUCAGAGUUUUUGGGUAAAUUUACUGGUUUAAGAUAUCUAAGUUUAAACGCUACUGGUUUACAGAGUCUAUACAACUUCCCUAAAUUACCACAUUUAAGAGUUCUAGAAUUACAAGACAAUCAUCUAAAUCGUGGUUUUGAAGUAUUACAAUCACUACCUAAUCUUCGUGUACUUUUAAUCGGAGGUAAUAAAGUUGACAAUCUCAAUCAGAUAUCAGUAUUGAGAGAGCUACCAAGUCUUGAAGUACUUUCACUUGUUUUAAAUCCUAUAGCUGAGAAGAUAACAACCUUUUAUAGAACUUCUGUUUUUGAAUUACUACCUAAGUUAAAGAUUUUGGACGAAAUGGAUAAACAAGGUAGAGAAGUUGAAGAUCUUGGUUAUGAAGACGAAGAUGAAGUUGAAGUUUUAGAUGAUCAGGAGAAUGAAGAAGAUGAAGAUGAAGAAGAUGAAGAAGAUGAAGAAGAUGAAGAAGAUGAAGAAGAUGAAGAAGAUGAAGAAGUCGAGGCGGUUGACCUUAAAGAAUUUUAUGAGCAUCAGUUUUCUGAAGAUGAUGAUGAAGAUGAUGCUGGGGACUUUGAACCAGAUGAACUAGAAGAUGAAGCUGAACUGGACCAUGAAGAGGACAAUGAGGAUGAAGUGCAAACAGAGGAGGAAGAAGAGAAAGAUGAAAGCCAGCAUCGCACUAAGAAGCAAAGACUGUAG